AUGGACAACCUUGGUUAUUUUCACAAAUGCAGAAUACUAUUAGACAGUGGUUCGCAAUAUAAUCUAAUAACUAGAGCAUUUUCCAAGAAACUAGGACUAAAAACAGGCUUCACUAAUCACAAACUAACUUUUGUCAAUCAGUCUGAAUCCAAGGUUACAGAAAUGACAAGCGUAAGUUUAAAAACAAGGUUGAGUGACUAUACAGCCAACAUUAAUUGUUUAAUUCUAGAAACAAUAACAGAACCACUACCCCUAAAUUCAUUCUCCGCUCAACAAUUAAGUAUUCCAAAUACCUUGAAUCUAGCCGACCCCACAUUUAACAUUAGCGGUCCUAUCGAUUUACUCAUUGGUUCGGAAUUAUUCUUGGAUAUAUUAACAGCCGGUAAAAUCCUAUUAAAACCGUUACUUUAUCUGCAUAAUACCACCCUCGGAUGGAUUUUGUCGGGGCCUUUGAGUGUAGGAUUUUCUAAGGAAUUCCCAGCUUCUAAUAAUACUUCCUGCAAUAACAAUACAGUGACCAUAAAUUCUGAUCUCGAAAAUUUAUCUAAACAGGUAGCAAAAUUUUGGGAAACAGAGGAUUAUCACACUAAUAAACCAGUACCCGUCCAGCAAGAUAUUAUUUGUGAAUCACAUUUCAAGGCAAACACAAAAAGGGACGCCAACGGUCGUUUUUGGGUUUCCCUGCCCAUAAAAGACAAUUGCAAGCAAUUAGGGUCUUCCUCCGAAAUGGCUCGCAAACGAUUUCUCAGUUUAGAAAAGAAACUAAAUAAGGAUCCAAAUUUAAAAUGA
Molecule: messenger RNA, 789 nt
Organism: Zophobas morio
Lineage: Eukaryota; Metazoa; Arthropoda; Insecta; Coleoptera; Tenebrionidae
Exons: 1
Coding region: 1-789 (262 amino acids)
Source: RefSeq, a predicted model, not a curated record